CCGGCGAAGCCCUCUUGCCUUCAACAAAGAUGGUGCUCCCCGCGCAGGCUCCGCGGGCACCGGGGUGCCCUGUGUAGUUCCCCACUUCCCUCUUGUUGCUAGAUGGAUGCCAGAGACAAGCAGCUUUUGCGUUCCCUGCGCCUGGAGCUCUGCACGGAGGUGCUAGUGGAUGGAAUUGUUAUUCAGUAUCUUUACCAAGAAGGGAUUCUCACGGACAGUCAUGUUCAAGAAAUAAAAUCCCAAACCACCAGUCAGAGAAAAACUAUGAUGCUCCUUGAUAUUCUGCCCAGCAGAGGACCCAAGGCUUUUGAUACAUUCUUGGAUUCCUUACAGGAGUUCCCGUGGGUAAAAGACAAGCUGAUGGUGAAGCGUAAGGAAAUGACAGUACAAGAUCCUGCAGAUGUAACUGAAAUUGCACCGUGUAUUUUGAAGACUUCACCAACAGAUCAGCAGCUGAACAAGCUUGCGAGGAGACUGGGACCUGAAUGGGAGCAUGUAGUUCUGUGCUUGGGUUUGUCCCAUACUGACAUCUAUCGAUGUAAAGUCAAUCACCCUCACAACCUGCAGUCGCAGAUCGUAGCCGCGUUUGUUCUGUGGAGACAGCGUUUGGGGAAAAAAGCAACAAUCCAAAGUCUGCAAUCCAGUCUGAUGGCAGAAGAAGUGGAUCCUACGGUGAUACAGUACAUGCUUGAGUGAAGCCUUGCUAUUGAUUGGGAGCUUUCAAGUACUUCGUUAAAUUAAAUGGAGAGGAUUCACUGAAAUGUAUGUUGAAGAUCUGAUGCCUCAAACUGGAAAAAAAUGGGGUUUGUAACUGCGGUUUUAUUAAGCUUAAACAUUCCAGUUUUCUGUGGCAUCUUGUGACUUGUAAUUCUUUUCAAGCCAGAUUAAUUUUUAGCAGGCAUUAAAAAAUG
Molecule: messenger RNA, 911 nt
Organism: Gavia stellata (red-throated loon)
Lineage: Eukaryota; Metazoa; Chordata; Aves; Gaviiformes; Gaviidae
Gene: CRADD
Product: CASP2 and RIPK1 domain containing adaptor with death domain
Exons: 3
Coding region: 103-696 (197 amino acids)
Biological process (GO): signal transduction; regulation of apoptotic process
Molecular function (GO): death domain binding; protease binding
Source: RefSeq, a predicted model, not a curated record